UCGUUGGCUCGACCAAUCAGAUGCUUCUCCGCUCUCUGCCCAUAUGGCUCUGCGUGUUUCCUUCGUAAUCGUUACAGCUGUAGCUCUAGUUUGAGACAUACAGACUGCCGUCGGGAGCGGAAAGAUUCAUACAUGGCAACUCGUAUGAGACCAAGCAGCAAGCGCUGUGCUGUCAUCGGGGGAUCUGGGUUUCUGGGCGGGCACCUCGUGGAGCGUCUGCUGGACAGAGGAUACACAGUGAAUGUGUUUGAUAUCAGACAGGCCUACGAGCUUCCGGGAGUGACGUUUCACCAAGGAGACUUGUGUGACCGACAGGCCUUGCUGGUGGCUUUGAAAGAAGUGUCUAUAGUGUUUCACUGUGCUUCACCUGCUCCCUCCAGCGACGACCGUGCUCUGUUUCAGAGGGUUAAUAUUGAUGGGACACAAACUGUCAUACAGGCCUGUCAUGAGGCAGGAGUACAGAAGUUAAUCUUGACCAGCAGCGCUAGUGUGGUGUUCGAAGGAACUGACAUCAAGAACGGGAUCGAGGACCUGCCUUACGCAAAAAAGCCGAUUGAUUAUUAUACAGAGACUAAAAUCCAACAGGAGAAGCUGGUGUUGGAGGCUUGCAGUAAAGACAAGGGCUUCCUCACUGUUGCUAUUCGUCCUCAUGGCAUCUUCGGCCCCCGGGACCCCCAGUUAGUGCCCAUCCUGGUAGACACAGCCCGCAGGGGAAAGAUGAAGUUCAUCAUCGGAGACGGAUCCAAUCUUGUGGACUUCACCUAUGUGGAGAAUGUAGUUCAUGGGCAUAUUUUAGCAGCAGAACACCUUAAGGCUGAUUCUCCGCUCUGUGGUCAGGCUUACCACAUAACCAACGACGAGCCGGUGCGUUUCUGGGACUUCAUGUCUCAGGUUCUGGUGGCUCUGGGCUACGGCGCUCCUCGGUACCACCUGCCCUACGCACUGGUCUAUGGGCUGGCCCUGCUGCUGUGGCUGAUCGCUGCGCUGCUGCGGCCCCUGAUCCGGAUCAAGCCCACCUUCACCCCGAUGAGAGUAGCUCUGGCUGGCACCCACCACUACUACAGCUGCGCCCGGGCCAAAAAGGACAUGGGUUACCAGCCCCUGGUGCCUUUACGAGAGGCGAUAGUGCGCACUGUGGAGAGCUACCCACAUCUGCGGAAGGGAGCGUGACGCCACCGUGAUCGUUUGCCGAGCUGCAAUAUGAGCCUUGCAUGUAUCCGUUGGAUUACCCGUGUUUACUAGGCAAUAUUAACUAUGCACUUAAUCAUUCCUGUACUAAACGUACCAGGAUGUAAACGUCACGUUGUUCAAUUGCAUUCUGUUCUGGUCCGAAAGAAUUCAUUCAGAUUAUGUAACAGUUGUUCAGUUUUAUGAAACGUUGCAGUAUAAAUUUCGAAUCGACUUUCUAAUCGUGUCGCGCUCCUUUUUUUGGGGAUACCUGAGAUGCAACGGGAUUUUCUUGCCAUUUAAUGGGACGCUUUGCACAUACAGUUGAAGUCAAACGUUUGCGUACACCUUGCAGAAUCUGCGAAAUGUUAAAUAUUUUACCAAAAUAAGAGAAAUCAUAGAAACUUUUUGAAUGUGAAGAUCAGUGUCUUCUGGAAAAUGUCUAAGUAUCAACUGUAGCUUCUGAAUGGCAGUGCUAAAUUAAUAUAAAAAAGCCCAUGGUCACUCUGUUUAAAUGUUCUCAAUGGCUUUUCCUUUCUCCGUUUAAACCUUCUGUAGUAGUUAAAGAGUCCCUCAGUUCUCCUAAGUGUAUAAAGAUGCAUCUCCAAAUCAUACGGUCGUCGUUGGAAAGGAUUCAAAUGCUCAAAAAACGAAAAAAUUGUGGGAUUGUUCAGGCAACAACACCGUAUUAAGAUUCAAACUUUUCAAGCGGGUCAUUUUUAUUGAAUUAUACAUUUUUGUAAACGUGAAACAUCUUAUUCAAGUCAGUGUGAAAUAAACAAUAACAUGCGUUUU
Messenger RNA from Puntigrus tetrazona (Sumatra barb), 1962 nucleotides. It is a transcript of the gene nsdhl, whose product is annotated as NAD(P) dependent steroid dehydrogenase-like. The transcript has 8 exons. Gene Ontology annotation, molecular function: 3-beta-hydroxy-Delta5-steroid dehydrogenase (NAD+) activity. NCBI's taxonomy places the organism in Eukaryota, Metazoa, Chordata, Actinopteri, Cypriniformes, Cyprinidae. The record is from RefSeq and is a predicted model, not a curated record. Bases 133 to 1170 code for a protein of 345 amino acids. Gene Ontology annotation, biological process: steroid biosynthetic process.